AAUGUUUACGGUUCUGUUUGAAAUCUUAUUUCUAGUUUACAUUUGUGAAUUAUUUGAACCUUUUCACGUUGUCUGUUUAAAAAACAUAGCUUAAUGAUGUCUUCAGAUAUUGAUGAACCGGAACAAUGGGAUACAAUCGAUAAUUCAUUGCGAUGUUGUCAGCCUGAUUUUCCUCUUUUCGCCAGUUCUGAAAAAUUUCCCACCAAAACUAGUUCAGAAGAACACAAAGUACUCAUGAAAAUUCUUAAAUGUUAUCGUCAAGCUCGUACUCGAUUUUCUGCAAACCCAGAUCAACUUGAACUUAAUCGAUCUCAAAUUAGUAGCUGGUUAAUGGGAGGAUUAUUUCAACCGGAUGUCUUUUAUCAAUCUCUCGAUGCAGCAAAACCAUGGAUGAUUUACUGGAUUAUACAUUCAAUUUAUUUACUAGGUGAAGAUGCAUUGCUUAACAAUUCUCAUCAUGAUGUGAUCACCUUCCUCAAUCGAUGCUGUCGCCUUGAUGGUGGUUAUGGAGGAGGUCCUGAUCAAAUUCCACAUUUAGCUACAACUUAUGGUGCAAUCAAUGCUUUGGUUACGUUAUGCGACACUGAAGCAUUACAGUCAAUUGAUAGGGCAGCUUUGUACAAAUUUUUGAUGAAAAUGCGUCAACCCAAUGGUUCAUUCAUUAUGCAUGAAGAUGGUGAAAGUGACGUUAGAGGGAUUUAUUGUGCCGCUGCAGUUGCUUACAUUACUGGAAUCAACACACCUGAAUUAUUUGAAGGUUCAGCCGAAUGGAUAUUAAAAUGUCAAACUUAUGAGGGUGGCUUUGGUGCUAUGCCAGAUGAGGAAGCUCACGGUGGAUACUCUUUUUGUGCUCUUGCAGCUUUAACAUUGUUUGGAAAAGCACAUCAAUGUGACCUGAAAGCUUUAUUAAGAUGGACUGUAAUGAAACAAAAGCCUAUUGAGGGAGGAUUUUGCGGUCGAACCAACAAGUUGGUCGACGGAUGUUAUUCUUUCUGGCAAGCAGCAGCGAUAGUUAUUAUUGAAUCACACCUUGCAAAACAAAAUUCUCAUGUACUUAAUUAUCGAAGAUGGACCUUUAAUCAACAAGCGCUACAAGAAUAUUUAUUGUGUUGUUGUCAAUCUCCUCGCGGUGGGUUAAUCGAUAAACCAGGGCGGGUUCCUGAUUUUUACCAUACUUGUUAUGAUUUAUCAGGCCUUUCGAUUGCCCAGUUUGCUUUCAUAGAAGACAUGGUAGUUGGUUCAAGUACAAAUAAAUUGGUCCCUGUUCAUCCUGUCUUCAAUCUUACCAUGAAAUCAGUUUCUUUCGCCAAUGAUUUUUUCAAAAGCAAUCCCUUUGUUGUGCAAAACGAUGUAACAAAUUAGAAUGAACUUAACUUAAAAUUAUUAUUAUCAA
Tetranychus urticae (two-spotted spider mite) is the source of this 1393-nucleotide messenger RNA. RefSeq names its product protein farnesyltransferase subunit beta. Gene Ontology annotation, biological process: protein farnesylation. Gene Ontology annotation, cellular component: protein farnesyltransferase complex. Gene Ontology annotation, molecular function: protein farnesyltransferase activity. NCBI's taxonomy places the organism in Eukaryota, Metazoa, Arthropoda, Arachnida, Trombidiformes, Tetranychidae. The record is from RefSeq and is a predicted model, not a curated record.